This is a messenger RNA of Stylonychia lemnae, 1026 nucleotides long. NCBI's taxonomy places the organism in Eukaryota, Ciliophora, Spirotrichea, Sporadotrichida, Oxytrichidae. The record is from the annotation of a GenBank genome assembly.
AUGGUAGCGCAUGCUCAGAGGCAUGAAAAGUCUGGGCCAGUCUAUGAAGGCUAAACUGCAGCCUCUAAAAUGCAAUAGCUUUGGAGUCUAGCUUCUGAAAGAUAAUAGUCUCAAGCAUGGCUUUGGACUCCAUUUACCCUGGGUAUAUUUUUUGAAAACGUUGCAGUUACUACCUAGAGAGUAGCUGAUACAUAUGAAGAUACUUUAAUAGGAAGGAGAUUUAAGUUUGUACACUCAGUUGGGAGUCUCGCUAAAUUCCAAUAUACUACAACUGCUAAUGCUGAGGGAUAUACAGGGAUAUUUGCCUCAGGCUGUGAUAAUGGCAUUAUUAGAUUUUCUACUGCGAAGGAAUUUAUAACUUCUAAAUCAUCAGCUGAUUAAGCUUACGAUAAUUUCAUACCUGCAAUUGCUAUGAAGUUUCUGAGAAGCGGAGUUCAUUCUGGGAACGUAAUGGGAAUGUAUGGAGUGAACGGAAUUCAUUCAUGGAAUUUCUUCAAAGAAGAUUUCAGCAACCAUAUCCCAGGAUCAGAUGGAAUUUUAUUAAAUCUUAUUGGCACUGCCCUUUAAUCAGCGACUCCCUUUGUCUAGUACUUGGGACUUUCAGAUAUUGCAAAAUAUGAUCAAGAUGGAAACGAGGCUGCAAAUAUCAAGUUUCCUUUUAAACUUGUAUUCGAGCCAUAACUAAGAAAUCUGUUCCCAGAAACCUUUACCUUGGAUUAUCAAGAAUAACUUGCCACUAUUGCUAGCAACACUGUACUCUACAAGGUAUAUGCUUACGAUGGCCCUCACUCUGUUAACAAAGUAGAAAUUGGACAGUUGAAAAUCACUUCACAAAUUAUGAAGAGUGAAUUCGGAGAUAAAUUCCUAUUUUUCAAACAUUAAGAUAUCAGAGAAGAUAUAGCUCUGAAACCAGAAUGGCAAGGAAGCUAUGAUAGAGCGUCUGUGACAUCUACAUAAUGCCCAGUAGCCAUCUUAAGCAAUGGAUUUAAAUACCUAAUGGAAGUGUUCAAAAGUAUGAUCUUCUGA